AUGAAUAUCAGUAGCAAGCUUCUAUCUAAGGAUGUUUCGAUUAUGAUUUCGUUCAUGCUUUGCAAAGUAAAGCAUCAGGGUGAAAGUAACAAGAAUGGAUGGGAGGUGGAAGUUCAAGAGCACCAUAAAAUGCAAUACCGCAUCGAUGCCAGACAGAUAGAGCCACACUGUAGUGACACCAGUAUCCAAGAUACAAUUACAGGGAAAACGACCGUUGACACCAUAGCCAUACUAAAAACUCUCCUCUUCUUUCAGAUAGUAAAUUUUCCCGCCAUCAAUAUAAUGACCGGCGUUUCAACAUCUUUUUUUGCCAACUAAGAAAGUUUGAAUUAGUUCGAGUAAAAGCUAGGAGAGAUCAUUAGUUUCUAAGUACGUUCUAUCCCAAGAAAUACCUAGUUUAGUUACUUAGUUCUCAAACAAGUAGGAAGGAAUGUACCUAGAAAUGUCAGCACAGUAUCCGCAACAUUACGCAGUUGUAGAAGCAACCUAAUUCAUCUCUACGUGAUGGAACAAGUAGUCGAACAUCAAUCGAUUUUCUCUUGGGACAAGACAGGGUCCUACUAGUCCUACGAACUACUAGAGUGUAAAGACUAUUGUUGUACUAGGCAUCAUUUGGCUCUUCAGUAGCCAAUGAAGCUUGCUAGUUUUUCUGGCGGGCCCCCACCUAACCUAACCAUUGUCUUUGUCCUCGUUUCAAACACGACUGUAACUAUAAGAAAUCGAACCAUGAACAGCUGCCAAAGAAAAGUGAGACGCAAGUCCGUAAGAUGAUCCAGGAGGCUCUUAGAGGUAGUAUGUACAGAGGUAGUAUCGAUCUUAGUACUUCUAAAAGAGAUCCAGAGUACUUAUAAAAGAGAUCAGGUCCAAAAGAAAUUUAGACAAUCGAAGAUCUAAUCGACUUCUUGGCUUCAACAACCUUCAGGCUUUCGCAAACCAACUUUUUGGGUACUGAAUCUAGAAGAAGCUGUAGAUGAAUACUAAAAAUAACUACUACAACUACAGACCUAGUUGUAAAAAGAGCUAACUACAGGAGAACAAUCGCGCACCUUCACACGUUUUGACACCGAAUGCCAUCAAAUGCCUUGACACCGAAUACCAUCACAUGUUUUGACACCUUCACGCUCAUAUGUUUUGACACCUUCAUCACAUGCGCUGACACCGACGUCGCCCAUGGAAUCGAACAGAUACCAUCUAAUUUUCAACCAUAACUCAUAGUUUUCAAAACCUCCACCUUAUAAAGAUCUACUUCUCCUCCAUCUUCUCG
Messenger RNA from Amoebophrya sp. A25, 1264 nucleotides. NCBI's taxonomy places the organism in Eukaryota, Dinophyceae, Syndiniales, Amoebophryaceae. The record is from the annotation of a GenBank genome assembly.